AUGCCAACACCACAGAUUAAUGCACAAGUUCAAGAAGGUGGUCCUCAAAUUAAUGCACAAGUUCAAGAAGGUGGUCCUGUGCAUCAAUCGGCAGUAGAAAGAGAUGAACCUCAGCUUUUUAGGGGUUGCAAAAGGAGUACAAGAACAUGGGAUGUGCAAAUUAGAGAUGGAAAUGGGGAAUUGAAGCGGCAAAAAAUGCGAGCCAUUGACGUAUACUCUCUUCCACCGGGAGAGAAAGUUGUUGUGGAAUGGAAUUCCCGAGAUCAGCCUGUUGAAUUGUCGGGGGGUAUGCUCGCUCAAUUUCUAGGCCACAUUGCAAGUAAUUGUCAGAAUUUUCCUAUCGGAUAUGAAAAGUGGCAAAAGAUCCCAGAGAGCUAUAAAGAUCAUGUCUGGAACAAUAUUAUAAAGUCAAAACUGGAGGUAAAUGAUGAUGGACAUAAGCGAUAUAUUUUCAAAAGCUUAGCGAAAAAAUGGCGAGACAAUCGAUACAACUUAUAUAACUUGAUGAAAUGUGAUCCCGAUGGUCCUCGUGAAGCCAACAUAGCAAGGAAACCUCCAGAGAUCCCUUUGGACCAAUGGGUUGCAUUUGUGGAUUAUAGAGCUCGACCUGACACAAAGGCAAAAGCUGAACAAAAUACAAUAAAUCGCACCCACCAGACAAUGCCUCACACAUUAGGUUUUAAGUCCAUUGCUCGACUGGAAAAUGAGAUGGAAAAGCAACUUGGUCGCUUUGUCACUAGAGCUGAAUUAUUUCAGGAAGAUCUAAUUAUUCGAAGUCAAGGCUCAUCUGAAAAUGAAGCAUUUACUAGUGUUUUUGGGAAAGAACACCCAGGAUAUGACAUAAAGGACCAAGAAAGAGACUCAUCCUGGGGAUGGGUCUAUUUCGACGCUAUCCGUGGUGCUGAGAAAGAUGAUAGUUCCCUACCCUCCUGGCCUAGAUACGAUGAGGAUGAUGGAGUUAGUCCGCAAAUAUGGGCUGGAGUAUAUAUUCUAACUAUGCCUGCCCCAGAGAUUGCCGAGGGUGGAGGAGACACAGCUGAGGGGUCAUAG
Dioscorea cayenensis subsp. rotundata (Guinea yam) is the source of this 1050-nucleotide messenger RNA. RefSeq lists its product as uncharacterized. The coding region runs from base 1 to 1050 and encodes 349 amino acids. The record is from RefSeq and is a predicted model, not a curated record. The transcript is spliced from 8 exons. NCBI's taxonomy places the organism in Eukaryota, Viridiplantae, Streptophyta, Magnoliopsida, Dioscoreales, Dioscoreaceae.